UUUUAUCCCAGAUCCGCCAUUUCAGUUUUUUUUUUCCUGGAGUUUCUUGGGAGAACUUCUGAGAUUUGAAUCGGAAAACUUUGGGGUAAAUCUUUGGCGAGACUGGCCGAAUUGCCCGUUUUUGUGUCGGCGGAGGAUCUGGCCCUUCGGAUCUGGUGUUUUUUUCCGGGCAGCGCGGCGCGGAUGUCGUGCAUUUUCUGAAGCGGAUUCGCCUCAAGUUAAAGUUUUUUGUAUGAGUUGGCUCCUGCUUGCGGACAAGGAGAGGUGAAGGGUAGGCCCCGAGAUAGCCGCGGUGUAGUAGUGGCAGCCAUGGCCGGGAAUUUUGACUCCGAGGACCGGGUGAGCUGGUACUGGGGGAGGCUGAGCCGGCAGGAGGCGGUGUCCCUGCUGCAGGGGCAGAGGCACGGCGUGUUCCUGGUGAGGGACUCGAUCACCAGCCCUGGGGACUACGUGCUGUCCGUCUCGGAGAAUUCAAAAGUCUCCCACUAUAUCAUCAACAGCAUCAGCUGCAACAACAGACAGUCGGGCACAGGAUUAAAUCCACCGCGUUUCCGCAUCGGAGACCAGGAGUUCGACGCCCUCCCGGCUCUCCUAGAGUUCUACAAAAUCCACUACCUGGACACCACCACCUUGAUAGAGCCCAUUUCCAAGGCCAAGCACUCUAACUUUGUGGGCCGGGCGGCCGGGGCGCCCGUGAUCGGCCAGCGGCAGGAGGAGGCGGAGUACGUGCGCGCCCUCUUCGACUUCCCGGGAAACGACGACGAGGACCUGCCCUUCCGCAAGGGCGAUGUGCUGCGCAUCCUGGAGAAGCCGGAGGAGCAGUGGUGGAACGCCCAGAACUCGGAGGGCAAGGCCGGGAUGAUCCCUGUGCCCUACGUGGAGAAAUACCGGCCCUCGUCCCCGACUAGCGGAGGUAACCAGGAGUGUCCCAACGCCCCUCCGGCCCUGCUGGGAGGCCAGGAGCCCGGGCAAUAUGCCCAGCCCAGUGUCAACACUCCGCUGCCCAACCUCCAGAACGGGCCCGUUUAUGCCAGGGCUAUCCAGAAGAGGGUGCCCAAUGCCUACGACAAGACGGCCUUGGCUUUGGAGGUACAGAAUCAAAAACGAAAUUCAACCCCCCCUCCCCUCUCUCCCCCCCAAAAAAUAAUCGGUAAACGAUCGAAGGAUGGAAGGGGGGCUCCUUUCUGUCUUCUCUUGCUUCGCUCCUCUUCGGCGGGAGCUCGGGGGGCGCUGCCUCCUGUCCGCUUGCCUCUGCUCCUGCCCUUCCUGGGGCUCCCCGCGCCGUCGCUCUGGGGCCUGGGGUUCUGUCUGACGGCUGAAGCGUCUGGCCUGGCGUUGCGAUCCGGGACGACCGCCAAGUUUUGACGCGAUUGAGGUCGGGGGGUGGGGUUUUCAUUUUUCCAGCAUGUUCACCUGAGCAAGUGUGCGCCGUUUCUUCUGCCCUCCGCAGAUCCAGGCAGACGCUGAGCCCGCGGCCAGCGAGGUCUUCAUACCAUCACAGCAGAAGCCCUUGGUGGCAGAUCUGCUCCUUAGAAUCCUGCAGGGGCAUAGCAGUGGGAUCCGCUUCAGUCAUUCCUCGCUGAUGCCCAGGUGCCCAGUGUUACAGACUUGUGACCUCACCUUGAGUCGAGAUAAUAGUCGGACGUGCAAAGUUUAAAAACCGUGCAACGUUUAGAAAGUCCAUUUCUGUUUUGUCGACAUGGUUUUGCUUGAGCCCUCAGAUGUGUGUGACCUGCUUUGUGGUGGAGGUCUGGUUUGUUUCUGUAAGAAUCGAAAGAACUGUAUAGUUCCCUGCAGUGCUCGUACUCCUCAGGGUGCAGGAAAUGUCAGUCUUCUAGUUUUGGCUGACAGUGUCGCAGAAGCCCUGCGGAAAAUUUGAUUGUGAACCUAGACUAAGAUGGGCUCCAGAAGAGCCUUACUCCAAGGCACAGUCUUAUCAGUGUCGGAGCAGGGCUGUCGCUCCAGCGGUAGAUGAACCUUUCAGCCUGCCUCGGCUUCGUUAGCCGGUCGCGCUGGGCAUGGUCUGCGUUAGAAACUUGAAUGCGAGCAAGAAAAGUGUAAAUAUAACUGGGUCUACCCUUGGGUAUCAAUAUAGGAUGAGAGAUAAGAUCACUUUAUUGGCCAUAUACAAUUUCUCGCAUCGGG
Lepisosteus oculatus (spotted gar) is the source of this 2145-nucleotide messenger RNA. Lineage: Eukaryota; Metazoa; Chordata; Actinopteri; Semionotiformes; Lepisosteidae. The record is from RefSeq and is a predicted model, not a curated record.